AAAACAAACAAACAAUACUCUUAACACCGCUCAAAAAAAAAAAAAAAAAAAAAACACAACACAAAUCUCAUUAACGACGGGGCACCCCAUUCCGCCGUCAGGAAUGGCUGAGCUCACCCAAAACGGCGCCGUCUCCUCCGCCGCAGCCUCCAACCCGUCGAAGACGAAGAACAACCCGCUCCUCCUGGGCCGCUUCGAAAUCGGGAAGCUCCUCGGGCACGGGACCUUCGCGAAGGUGUACCACGCCCGCAACAUCAAGACCGACGAGGGCGUCGCCAUUAAGGUGAUCGACAAAGAGAAGAUCCUGAAGGGCGGUUUGAUCGCCCACAUCAAACGCGAGAUCUCCAUCCUCCGCCGCGUCCGCCACCCCAACAUCGUCCAGCUCUUCGAAGUAAUGGCCACCAAGGCCAAGAUCUACUUCGUCAUGGAGUACGUCCGCGGCGGCGAGCUCUUCAACAAGGUCGCCAAGGGCCGCCUCAAAGAGGAGGUUGCUAGAAAGUACUUCCAGCAGUUAAUCUCCGCCGUCGGAUUCUGCCACGCCCGCGGGGUCUACCACCGCGACUUGAAGCCCGAGAACCUACUCCUGGACGAGAACGGAGAUCUCAAAGUUUCCGAUUUCGGGUUGAGUGCCGUCUCCGACGAAAUCCGGCAGGACGGCAUGUUUCACACGUUUUGCGGGACCCCGGCGUACGUGGCGCCGGAGGUUCUUGGCCGGAAGGGGUACGACGGAGCCAAGGUGGAUAUUUGGUCCUGUGGAGUGGUUUUAUUUGUGCUCAUGGCCGGGUACUUGCCUUUCCAUGACCACAAUGUCAUGGCCAUGUAUAAGAAAAUUUACAAGGGAGAGUUUCGGUGUCCGAGGUGGUUCAGCUCCGAGCUUGUGAGGUUGCUCACUAAGCUUUUGGAUACGAAUCCCAAUACUCGGAUUACCAUUGCGGAGGUGAUGGAGAAUCGGUGGUUUAAGAAGGGUUUUAAGCAUAUUAAGUUUUACAUUGACCACGAUGAUAGGUUAUGUAAUGUUCAUGAGGAUGAGGAGGAUGAUAGUGAUGCCAGCUCGGUGAUGUCUGAUCAGUCGUGUAUGUCGGAGUCUGAGGCCGAAUUUGAGACCAGGAGAAAGCUUACAUCUUUGCCGAGACCGGCGAGUUUGAAUGCGUUUGAUAUAAUUUCGUUUUCGCCAGGGUUCGAUUUGUCUGGUUUGUUUGAGGAACGCGGGGAGGAGGCUAGGUUUGUGUCGGGCGCUCCGGUUGAUAAGAUAAUAUCGAAAUUGGAGGAGAUUGCGAAAGUGGUGAGCUUUUCGGUGAGGAAGAAGGAUUGCAGGGUGAGCAUGGAAGGGUCUAGAGAGGGUGUGAAGGGCCCGCUGACGAUUGCGGCUGAGAUAUUCGAGUUGACACCGUCGUUGGUGGUGCUUGAAGUGAAGAAGAAAGCAGGGGACAGAACAGAGUAUGAGCAGUUUUGUAAUUCAGAGUUGAGACCCGGGUUGCAGAAUUUGAUGAUUGAGGACUCUGCUGCUGCUUCUCUUGCUUCAGGAGGUUCGGUUGUUUCAGUAGGUUCUCCGUCUUCAGUUCAUCAUCUACCUUCGGAUACUGAAUAAGGAGGAAGAGAAUGGAAUUGGGUAAUUUUCCUGUCUCUUCUCUAAUUUGCUAAGUGAGGCCUCUGUAAAGUUUCCUCCUUUGUUGUUGAUUUAUUUUGUUUUGGGAAUAGGCGAGCUCUAGAUAUUACUUCUAUGUUAUUGUAUUUCCUGUUCGUUUAUCAAGAGAGCCUAGAUUAGAAUUACAGAGAAUGGAAUGCACAUCUCUCUAGUUUAUCUCGGAAUUUUGGUGGAUGGAUGAUUGUAUAUGCUUACAUUAAGCUUCUUCUACUUCAUACUAACAUAAAUUCGUUGGA
This is a messenger RNA of Rosa chinensis, 1881 nucleotides long. RefSeq names its product CBL-interacting serine/threonine-protein kinase 12. Gene Ontology annotation, biological process: signal transduction; protein phosphorylation. The transcript has a single exon. NCBI's taxonomy places the organism in Eukaryota, Viridiplantae, Streptophyta, Magnoliopsida, Rosales, Rosaceae. Gene Ontology annotation, molecular function: protein kinase activity; ATP binding. The record is from RefSeq and is a predicted model, not a curated record. Bases 104 to 1588 code for a protein of 494 amino acids.